This is a messenger RNA of Tripterygium wilfordii, 1110 nucleotides long. Its product is annotated as peroxidase 7-like. Gene Ontology annotation, cellular component: plasmodesma; plant-type cell wall. Bases 1 to 1110 code for a protein of 369 amino acids. The transcript is spliced from 2 exons. The record is from RefSeq and is a predicted model, not a curated record. Gene Ontology annotation, biological process: response to oxidative stress; hydrogen peroxide catabolic process. Lineage: Eukaryota; Viridiplantae; Streptophyta; Magnoliopsida; Celastrales; Celastraceae. Gene Ontology annotation, molecular function: peroxidase activity; heme binding.
AUGGUUUCACUGACCCAGAUCAUCAUCUUCAACACAAGAAUCCCAAAAUUUCAGUACUUGACAAGCAAAAUAGCAAGCAUGAGAUUCUCCAUUUGGGUCCUCUCUCUUCUGUUUAUUUCUCCCUUGAUUUCUGCAUCAGAAUACUCUGCAGACACUAUUAAUAUUCCCUAUUUGAAGAUCCCGCUAUUGCAAGACUUGCCUUCUGAAGAUUUCCUGUCAUUUGCAUACUAUCAACAGAUAUGUCCAGAAGCUGAGGCAAUCAUCCACAACAAGGUCAAACAAUGGUUCCAAACUGACUUCUCCAUUGCUGCCAGUCUCCUGAGGUUGCACUUCCAUGACUGUGCUGUAAGGGGUUGUGAUGCUUCAAUCCUAUUAAACCAUGAAGGAAGCGAGAGAAGAGCUAAUGGAAGCAAGACACUACGAGGGUUCGAGUUGAUCGAUGAAAUCAAAGCAGAGAUAGAGAAAAGUUGUCCAAGAACAGUUUCUUGCUCCGACAUUCUCACCGCGGCUGCUAGAGAUGCAACAGUUCUUGUAGGAGGACCAUAUUGGUCUGUACCCUUCGGAAGAAAAGAUGGAAAAUCUUCAUAUGCCAAGGAAGCUGAAAUGGUUCCAAAGGGUCGCGAAGAUAUCACUACUUUGAUUGAAUUCUAUCAAUCUAGAGGCCUAAAUGUGCUUGAUUUGGUUGUUCUAUCAGGUGCACACACAAUUGGGAAGGCAACAUGUGGUUCAAUUCAGUGGAGGAUCUACAAUAACAAUAAAACAUAUGGAGUGACCAAGAAUUCAAUUGAUGACAAGUACUUGGAAUACUUGACAAGGAAGUGCAGAUGGGCCUCAGAUUAUGUUGAUCUUGAUGGCACAACCCCAAGAAAAUUUGAUGCAGAGUACUUCAAGAACCUUGAGAAGCAAAUGGGAUUAUUGUGGACGGACCAAAUUUUGUAUUCUGAUCCAAGGACUGAACCUAUUGUCACAACAUUAGCUAAUGCUCCUACAGUUUUCGAGCAUCAAUUCGCGGCGUCUAUGGUGAAGCUUGGUAACAUUCAGGUCUUAACAGGGCAAGAUGAUGGAGAGAUUAGAACUAAUUGCAAUUUUGUGAAUUCUAAUGGUUAUUAA